AUGGAAGUUUGGUUACCAGUAACAACUGCUUCUAACAUACUAGUUUCCAAUAUUGGACGCAUCAAGAACCGAAAAGUUGCGCGAGCAUUUAUCCCUAACCCAGAGAAUAAGCCCCAUGUUAAUCAUAUCAAUGGUAUCAAACAUGAUAAUCGAGCUGAUAAUUUGGAAUGGUUAACUCCUAAAGAGAAUGCCGAACGUAGGGUAUUCCCAAAUCACGGCCGUAUCGGAUCCAGAAAAAUUGUGCAGAAAACAUUAGACGGAAAUGUUGUUCAGAUUUGGGAUUCUAUCCGUCUUGCCAGUAAUACACUCAAAAUUUCAGAAACUUGCAUUUCAGAAUGUUGUAGUGGGAAGCAAAAAACUUCUGGUGGCUGGCGUUGGAUGUAUUAUGAAGAUCACAUAGAACCCGGUCCAAACGAGGAAUGGAGAGAAAUAGAGCUUGAUUCGCGAAAAUUCAGAGUUUCAUCUCUCAGAAGAAUUCAGUUAACAAAUGGUGAAAUCACCCAAGGUUCAUUGCAUAUACGUAGGUUAUCGAAAAAUCGCUCGAGAGGGAUAUCUUGUUCAUCGCUAGCAUUUUGUCCUAAAGAAGAAGGAAAAGAAUAUGUAAAUCAUAUUGACGGGAAUCCUACCAACAAUCACGCAUCCAAUCUCGAAUGGUGUACACGGAAAGAAAACACUCAACAUGCUCAGAUUUUUGAUGAUGUAUCUUUCCAAGAAUUUCCAUCAAUAGCUGAAGCACGACGUGUUACUGGAAUUAAUAAUAUCUGGAAGGUAUGCCAAGAGCUUCAGGCUCAUGCUGGAGGAUUUCGUUGGGAAUAUAUGAAUAAUGGUACCUGA
Messenger RNA from Funneliformis geosporum, 834 nucleotides. NCBI's taxonomy places the organism in Eukaryota, Fungi, Glomeromycota, Glomeromycetes, Glomerales, Glomeraceae. The record is from the annotation of a GenBank genome assembly.